This is a messenger RNA of Sinocyclocheilus rhinocerous, 2013 nucleotides long. RefSeq names its product protein kinase, AMP-activated, gamma 2 non-catalytic subunit a (gene prkag2a). Gene Ontology annotation, molecular function: AMP binding; protein kinase regulator activity; protein kinase binding. NCBI's taxonomy places the organism in Eukaryota, Metazoa, Chordata, Actinopteri, Cypriniformes, Cyprinidae. Gene Ontology annotation, cellular component: cytoplasm; nucleus; nucleotide-activated protein kinase complex. The record is from RefSeq and is a predicted model, not a curated record. The coding region runs from base 114 to 1652 and encodes 512 amino acids. Gene Ontology annotation, biological process: regulation of catalytic activity; protein phosphorylation. The transcript has 16 exons.
ACACAGGUAUAUAGUGAGAGUGACAGAUGUGAGAUUUUACACAAUGUCAGGGUUCCAGCUUAUUUUGCUAAUAAAAUAACAGCAUAACAUAAGUAGACUUGAGCUCCUUAGCCAUGCCGUUUCUGGAAGGAGAUGUGGAACAUGCGAACAAGGACGGCGAGUGCAAGGAGGAGCUUAGCUGCCAUUCAGCCAGCCCGACCAAAACCUUCUUCAGCCGGGGUCCGUUUAGUCGGCCCUCUAGCCCCUUGUCCGCACCGGCCCGAUUCAGAAACAGCCCUGGAUCACCCAAACCCAUCUUCCCAUACUCCUCCAACCACGACUCCUCGCCCAAGUGUUCACGUCGCCGCAGCUUCACCGGAAUCUUUCGCUCGUCCUCUAAAGACUCCACAAAUCCCUCCACAUCUCCUGUCAGCAUCAAACUUUUCUCUCGGGCUAGGAAAGCUUCUGGUAUCUCCUCAUCGCCCACUACUCCAACACAACUGACCAAGCAGACUUCGGCAUAUCUUCUGGAAGGCAGUCGGAAUGACACAGUGCACCGUUCCUCCUCCUCCCCCCUCGACACUGGACAGCACCACAGCCCGCCUGCCGCAAAACCACCGCCCUGUCUCUGCUCGGCACCUCUAUCUACCUCACGUGUGGUCCACGGUUUAUCUGAAGACAUGCUGGAGAAACUCGAUCUCGAGGAUGAAGCUGUUGAACAAUCUGAGAGCGACAUUUACAUGCGGUUUAUGAAGUCACAUAAGUGCUAUGACAUCGUCCCUACCAGCUCCAAGCUCGUGGUCUUUGACACAACACUGCAGGUAAAAAAGGCCUUUUUUGCCUUGGUGGCCAAUGGGGUGCGAGCCGCCCCUCUCUGGGAGACCAAGAAACAGAGUUUUGUGGGCAUGCUGACCAUCACAGACUUCAUCAACAUACUUCACAGAUACUACAAAUCACCCAUGGUACAAAUCUAUGAGCUUGAGGAGCAUAAAAUUGAGACGUGGAGAGAGCUCUAUCUACAAGAAACAUUCAAGCCUUUAGUGAACAUAUCACCAGAUGCAAGCAUAUUUGAUGCUGUGUAUUCACUGAUCAAAAACAAGAUCCACCGGUUACCUGUCAUUGACCCUGUCAGUGGAAAUGCACUUUACAUUUUGACACACAAAAGGAUCCUGAAAUUCCUUCAGCUGUUUGUGUGUGAGAUGCCAAAGCCCGCCUUUAUGAAGCAGACACUGGAGGAGCUGAGCAUCGGGACCUACAGCAACAUCGCCUUCAUCCACCCCAACACGCCAAUCAUCAAAGCACUCAGCAUCUUUGUGGAGAGGAGAGUGUCAGCACUGCCUGUGGUGGAUGAGUCAGGAAAAGUUGUAGAUAUUUAUUCCAAAUUUGAUGUCAUUAAUCUUGCUGCUGAAAAGAUGUACAACAACCUUGACAUUAGUGUGACACAGGCGCUGAUGCACAGGUCACAGUACUUUGAAGGGGUCAUGAAGUGCAACAGAUUUGAGACACUGGAAACGAUAGUAGAUCGGAUAGUCAAGGCUGAGGUGCACAGGCUGGUGGUGGUGGAUGAGAACGGCAGCAUCAUGGGCAUCGUCUCUCUGUCGGACAUCCUACAGGCACUCGUUCUCAACCCCGCAGGUAUGACCAGGAAGGAGAGCAAAGCGGAGACGGAGUGAUGCGUGCUGAGAUUGCUGGGUCAUGUGACGUUGCUGUCAGAGACUGAAGUAGACGCGGAGACCACAAGUUUGGGCCACAUGUCAGAAUGAAAGCGUGGAACCAGCGAACUUGACCUACAUGUGUGCUGUUAGAGGGCAAAAGAAGGGGUUUAUGGGUACACGGACUGCUUGAUUCGUCUGUUAUCUGAUUGAUACAUAGAUGGACGUAUUGGCCGCAUGGGGCAAUUAAGGUGAAUCAUCUCUUAUUCAGAAGGAUACUGUGAACUCUGCCUAUUAUAUCACACUAAGCUUCUGCACGCACACUAUUGGCGCUUUUCCACUGCAUGGUACGGCACGGUAUGGCUCGGUACGGUUCACUUUU